AUGCACCACAGCAACCAGGAACUCUCUGAGCCCACGAUUGUGGGCGACUUCAAGCUGUACAAUGUGAGCGGCUCCCGCUUUGAGGUGCCGAAGAAGUACACCCUGCUGAAGAUACUCGGAACGGGGGCGUACGGCAUUGCCUGCAGCUGCCUCAACGAGGAGACGAAGGAGAAGGUGUCGAUCAAGAAGUGCCGGGACGUGUUCAGGGACCUGGAGGAUGGCAAGCGCGUGCUGCGCGAGAUAGCGAUGAUGCGCUUCUUUCAACACGAGAACCUCCUGCACGUCAUGGACAUCCUGCCGCCCAUGAAAAGCUACAGCGACUUCCGCGACGUGUACAUCGUCACCCCGCUGAAGGACGUGGACAUGAACGUCGUGCUGCGGUCCCGGCAGGAGCUGACCGACGCCCAUGUGCGUUACUUUGUGUACCAGAUCCUGCGUGGGCUGAAGUACCUGCAUAGCGCCGGCGUUGCCCACCGCGACCUCAAACCGGCCAACCUUGUCACGGACAUUUCCUGCGAGCUGAAGAUUAUUGACUUUGGCCUCUCACGAAAUGUCACGAUGCCGUACUAUGAGCUGACCGACUACGUCAUCACACGCUGGUACCGGCCACCGGAGCUGCUGCUGGAGAACAACUACUACACCACGGCGGUGGACAUCUGGUCCGUUGGGUGCAUCAUGGCGGAGAUGUACACCCGCAAGCCCGUGCUGCGUGGCCGCAACACGAUGGACCAGCUGCGUCUCAUCUGCACGCACAUUGGCAAACCACCGAGUGCGAUGGUCAACAACCCCGAGGCGCUGGACAAGCUGCAGGGCCUCCCCGACGGCUCGCUGAAUGUGACGGAGCUGGUGCCGGGGUUGACGGACCCGGAUGCGAUUGACAUCCUCACAAAGAUGUGGGAACUUGACCCAGCCAAGCGUAAGUCGGCAGCGGAGCUGCUGCAGCACCCCUUCCUGGCGCCUCUGCACGAUGAACAGGACGAGCCGGACUGCCCAACGCUCUUCUCCUGGCCCUACGAGCAGCAGGAGAUGGGCCCCGCGGCCCUGCGACAGGCCUUCUGGGAAGAGAUUUGUGCCUUUAACCCACAACUGGCCACGCAUCCGUCUACCGAUUCCACACUGCAAGAGCAGGUGCGUACUUAA
This is a messenger RNA of Trypanosoma conorhini, 1140 nucleotides long. RefSeq names its product putative mitogen-activated protein kinase 3. Gene Ontology annotation, molecular function: MAP kinase activity; ATP binding. Gene Ontology annotation, cellular component: cytoplasm; nucleus. The coding region runs from base 1 to 1140 and encodes 379 amino acids. Lineage: Eukaryota; Euglenozoa; Kinetoplastea; Trypanosomatida; Trypanosomatidae. The transcript has a single exon. Gene Ontology annotation, biological process: protein phosphorylation; intracellular signal transduction. The record is from RefSeq and is a predicted model, not a curated record.